CAAUAAAUGCUUCUUUCCAGCAUUUUUAGGGUUUUUCUUUAGAGGUCUAACAACUUUUUUCUCAGGGUACUAUUUUCAUUUUCCAAUUUUCCUACUGUAAUAUUUUGAGUACAGUAUCCGGUAUCGACAUUCACAAUCAAACUACGUUGGAAUUUACUUGCAGUUUAUGAAAUGUUUCCUCUCUAAAGUCCACCACUCUGUAUUUCUCUCUAUCAUUGACAUUAAAGAUUUUCUAGACAUGGCAGUAGAAGGUGAUGUCUGGCAAGGGUUUGUUUCUUCUCUUGUUUCAAACACUGAGGAGGCUGAACAGGGUGAGGACCGUGAGGAUGUGCUAUCACCAAAAGAUGCAGCCUGGGUUGAUUCUUGCCUGCUCAAUGAUGCUGAAUUAUCAGAAGAUAGCUGGGAUGCUAUAAAGGAUGUGUUAAUAGACAUUGUCAGCCUCCAAACAACUUCACAAAAAGCCCCAGUUUCUGAAACUGUAGAAGUUUAUGACAACAGCGAUCCAAUGAAUGAAGAGUAUGAAGACUUAGGGACGGCUAAGUUUCUCGGUAGAAUCGAGGAUGGUUAUGUUCCCAGCAAUGAAAGGGCAAAAAUUGAAGAGUUACUAGGAAUAACAGAUGACGAUGACAUGGUUUCCAUUAUCAAAAGGAUAGAAGCUGCACCAUUUCGAGAUAACUCGCGAAAAGGAUUUUUUUCAAGCUACCGGGAUCUGGACGAUACAGAUGUUGCAGCGGAUGUGGAUUCAGAGGGUGAGAUAGUCUCCCUCAGAAAAUAUUUUUAAGGUUUGGGAUUUGAAUACAUUGACAGAGGAAGACGAACUUGUUCAAGAGUUGAGAAAAGCCCUUGCAGGUAGUUGUGUUGAAGAUGCAACUGUGUCUCUUGAUGAUUCUCUCAGUGAAGACGAAACACUCGCCAGUCUCAUCUCCGGUUUAUCCGAUCUCUCCUUGCGCAAGUCCUCUAGUUGAGACUUGAUAAAUGUGUAGUAAGUAAUGCAUAUACAAAGCCAACCUACAACUAAAAGAGAUUUCGACAUUCAGAUAGUUAGUUUUCUGCUUUCCUGAUCACUUUCGUUGUUGUAUUUGAUUUCUAAUUCAAUGAUAUUUCAUAAUCUAAGGUGCAUAAUAGCAGAAUAUUACUAAAUGGAAA
Molecule: messenger RNA, 1146 nt
Organism: Papaver somniferum (opium poppy)
Lineage: Eukaryota; Viridiplantae; Streptophyta; Magnoliopsida; Ranunculales; Papaveraceae
Exons: 2
Coding region: 167-781 (204 amino acids)
Source: RefSeq, a predicted model, not a curated record